Microplitis mediator is the source of this 1194-nucleotide messenger RNA. RefSeq lists its product as uncharacterized. Gene Ontology annotation, cellular component: dendrite; neuronal cell body; membrane. The transcript is spliced from 4 exons. Gene Ontology annotation, biological process: sensory perception of taste. The record is from RefSeq and is a predicted model, not a curated record. Bases 1 to 1194 code for a protein of 397 amino acids. Lineage: Eukaryota; Metazoa; Arthropoda; Insecta; Hymenoptera; Braconidae.
AUGAAUAAUUUAACAAAUAAUAAGAAUCAAAAUUCAAAUUGGAAAAUAUUCAACGCAACUGAUUAUUCAUCAUUAAUGUAUCCAACAUUUAUGUUGUGUAAAAUAAAUGGUUUUUUUCCAUACAAAAUAACUUCAACAAUUGGACCCUCAUCAACGAAAUUUACUGUCUACGUAAUUUUGCUUGCAAUAGUAAUAUAUCAUACGGAUAUAUCUGGAUUAAUAAAAUAUAAUAAUGUACCGUCGUCCUUACAAGGGCACUGCUAUUUAUGUUUAGGAUUUUGUAUCGCAUUUGUUUCAUUUAUUCAAAAUAAUUCACGCAAAGUAUUACUCUGUAAACUAAAUGAUGUUACAUCGGAAAUUCCGAAAUUGAAAUUAAAACGAUUAUCUAUAAUAAUUCAUACUAUUGAAUUCAUUGGUAUUAUAUUUUUGUUGGUACAAUUACUAAAUACAAUUACCAAUUUUUCACAAAAUAUUUAUAUGUUUCUUUUUCGUCUUACGGCAAUGUACUCAACAACUAUUACUUACUGCAUUGAUAAACUUUAUAUAAAUAAUACGUGUAUUGUUGGUACUUGUUUUACGACAAUCAAUGAAAAACUAUAUAAAUUUAAAAACGAUUUAGAAGUAAAUGAAAGACAUUUAUUGAGACGUAAUUAUCAUGAUAAAUGGAAUCCAUUAUUACUUAUGAACAUCCAAUAUAUUAUGAAACAACACAGUGAUAUUAGUAAGUUAAUUGUUGACAUUAAUGAAAAAUUUGGGUUACAAAUUGUUGCAAGUGUAACAUUGUCAUUUAUUGAAACAACGUUUUCGUUAUAUUUUUGGAUAUUAAAAUCUGUUGGUGUCACUGGUCUUGAUAUCGAUAGACAAAUAUGGGUUUCAUAUUUCAUUACAUCUCUAAGUUAUUACACAAUUAAAUUGGGAUUGAUGGUUAUUAUGUGCGAAGAAUGUAAAAAACAAUCAUAUAAAACUGGAGUUAUUGUUCAUGAAAUAUUGAAUGUUACUAAAGACAGAGAAAUUACUGAUGAGUUACAGAUAUUUUCGCUUCAACUUCUACAUCAUGACAAUACAUUUACUGCGAAAGGGCUAAAAAUAGAUGCAACUCUUCUUACAUCAAUUGUCGGGGGAAUAACAACGUAUUUUCUUAUUCUUAUACAAUUUUUAAUGGCAUCUAAAUCAUGCGCUGAAAUGCUUGGAUAA